Molecule: messenger RNA, 2175 nt
Organism: Pseudovirgaria hyperparasitica
Lineage: Eukaryota; Fungi; Ascomycota; Dothideomycetes; Acrospermales; Acrospermaceae
Product: voltage-gated potassium channel
Exons: 7
Coding region: 1-2175 (724 amino acids)
Biological process (GO): stabilization of membrane potential; potassium ion transmembrane transport
Cellular component (GO): membrane
Molecular function (GO): potassium ion leak channel activity
Source: RefSeq, a predicted model, not a curated record
AUGGAAAGGCCGAUCGAAGAUGAAAAGCCAUCGUCAUCUGGUACAGAUGGAGACGGCCCGGGCGGCUCCACCAACCUCAAGGAUGUAAAUGAGCCUCUGGAUGAAGUCUCACGAUGGAAAGAUGGAGAGAAGAACUACGAGAAUGGCCAGGAGAGCGACUGGUGGUUUGCCUCUAUAGGUGUACCCCUUCUUGCAGCUACACUUGGCCCGCUCGCAAACGUUCUGUCGAUAGGCGCGCUCGUAACGUACUGGCGCAUGACCGUUGUCGAUGGAGACGGGAAUGCCUUGGCGGAGCUCGAUGGCAUCCCUUUUCCUGACCCUCGCUGGUGCUACUGGUUGAAUGUGGUGUCACUCAUACUUGGCUUUAUCGGAAACUUCUUUUUGCUGAUGAAUUUCACCCAACGGAUCCGCUAUAUCAUUGCUCUUCCUGCGACCAUUAUUCUCUGGUAUAUUGCUACCGGUAUUCUAAUUGGUAUCCUGGCAUGUAUGAACAUAUAUGUUCCCCCUGAUCGAGCCAACGGGCAGACCUACACUCAAGGUUUCUGGUAUGGUAUGGCCGCCGCUGCUAUGUAUCUGGUGUCUUCAAUGCUGCUCAUGGUCAAUAUGCUGGGGUACUUCCUCGGGAAAUAUCCCCAGAAAUUCGAUCUUACUGAUCAUCAGCGCACACUAAUCUUGCAAACCAUGCUCUUCUUUAUUUGGCUCGCUGGGGGUGGAGCUGUCUUUGCUCGUAUUGAGACAGAUGCUGGAAAUGAUGGAUGGGGAUUCACUGAUGCCAUGUACUUCUGCGACGUGACUAUUCUUACCGUGGGUUUUGGAGAUCUAGCUCCCGCAUCAGAUCUAGGACGGGGCUUAGUGUUCCCUUACUCAGUCGGCGGGAUAAUCAUGCUGGGUCUCGUCAUCAAUAGUAUCCAUAGAUUCGUACAGGAACUUGGUGCAGAUAAGAUCGUCAAAGGCCAUUUCGAGAAGACCCGACUCCGGACAUGGGAUCGCACUGUCACGACCUCGCGUGAACUGCAACGACGUGAGGGACAGCUUUCAGCCCAAAUUGAUGUCCGUCGGACUAUUUCAGCGCCUUUCAAUGCCGUAAACCAGUCUUUGUCGCGUAAGAUCUCGAGCAAGCCACGAACUCCAAUGGGUGCUGUAGUGCACGAUAAAAAGUCUUUUUCGAUCGCUCCUACCAUCAGAAGACGGAAGCCGAAGUUACUUCUGUUGCGAGAAGAGAAAGAUCGCUUUGAUGCUAUGCGCAGCAUUCAGAAGUCUACCGCGACAUAUAAGAAAUGGUGGCGCCUGUGUGUUAGCAUUAUAGCAUUUGGGAUCUUGUGGGCUGUUGGCGCAGUAGUCUUUUGGCAGGCCGAGCAAGAUACCCAGGGGCUGACAUACUUUCAGUCUCUCUACUUUUGCUACGUGUCCCUCCUGACCAUCGGGUAUGGUGAUCUCUCACCUAGAUCGAAUGCAGGUCGAUGCUUCUUCGUUGUGUGGUCGCUUAUCGCUGUACCCACUAUGACCAUUCUGAUUUCCGAUAUGGGUGAUACUAUCAUCUCGAACUUCAAGAGAGGAACUUUCAAAGUUGCCGACUUCACCGUACUGCCAAAGGCUGGCAUAUGGCGAACUUUUCUGGACAAUUUCCCCACACUGUUUAAUUACCUACAGAGGAAAGCAGAGGAUCGUGCCCGAAAGAAGCGCAUAAAGCAAGGAAUGCUAGGCCCACCGGAUGAGGAUCUCGAAGACCCAGAAACAACACCAAAUCUCGAGACCCUCGCUGCCGAAGCUGAGCACGAUGACACCGGAGAAGCGGACGAAUCUGAACUCGCCCAUCGCCUUGCACGAGCCAUUCGCCGCACGGCCAACGACCUCAAAGAUGACAAACCCAAACGCUACAGCUAUGAGGAGUGGGCAGAGUUCACAAGACUAAUUAGAUUUACCACCGAGAAGAAUCAAGACGCCCGUGAACAAGACGACGAAGGCCUCGUCGACUGGGACUGGAUUGGAGAGGAUAGUCCCAUGAUGGCAAAGCAGAGUGAACCCGAGUUCGUUCUCGAUCGACUCUGUGAAAGUCUAUCGCGGUAUGCAAAACGAGGUCAUGUAAGGCCCGCGCAACUCUCUGCGAUAAACCUCGAUAAUGUCCCUCUUGAGGUAGAAGAGAGUGGAGACAGACAGGAUGGAAGCAACGAUUGA